UUUUUUCACCUUUGUAUAAAUUUGCCUACAAAAUGAAUCUUCGACGUCUUUUCCAGGACUUCAAUCCAAGGUAGAAUACAAACAACACUUGAAUUUUAAAUAUGACCUCAUGUAAUCGUGGGAUUUUUUUUUGUCAUUUCAGUAAAUUCCUUCUUUUUUUAACUCUCUUCCUCUUUUCGAUAUUACUGGCCUUGCGUUUGGAUGAAACUAUCACGUGGAGUUAUUGGGCGGUUUUUACACCCAUCUGGAUCUGGAAAAUUAUGGUGUUCACCGGCGCUUUCACAGGAAUUUACAUUUGGAUUCGACAUCCAGAGUACAGGUAAAAAUCAGUCGUAGAUAUCACAGAUAGGCCAUGGGGUAAAACUGAUGUAAUUUUGGAAAAACAAAAAGGAAAAAUUUGCUCAGAAAACUGAAUAAUUAGCAAUUGCUUGAUACAAAGUUGAGCAUUAUUUUUAAGACUAAAUAUUUUUUGUGGAUUGAUCAGGUGCAGUCCAUCUGAACUCUUGAGUUUUACAUCUUUAAUAAUCAUUGACAUUAACUGAAAUUUUUCUCCUCUUCCGAUUGGUUCAAAUCCCCCCUGCUAAUUCUUCAUAAGGUACCCCAUCUGAGAUGUGAUAAUUCAAAAUUAUAUGUAACUCCAGUGUUAAGAUGAAUCAUAGGCCAACACAAUGAUUCUUUCACAACAGAUAAUCCAUGUCUAAAAUAUUUUGUUGGAUGUAAAACAAAGACCUUUUGACUUGAAGGAACUAGUACUUAUUUUCUCGCAAAGGCUUCUUAAGAUAAAAAGUGUUGACUUGGUGCAUUGUUUACAUUCUUCCGCUUACCUCAACUUGCCACUACCACCAAUUACGUGGAAAUACUUUCAAAACAAAUCUAAAUCUCUUAUUUCAAGGUGGCCACUAACAAAUGUGUGCAUAUCAGCAGCAAUGAAGAAGAUGUUCACCGUUCCAGCUUAACAUGAAAGGCGACCUUGUUUACCCAUAAUCCCUGCUGAAGGUUCCUCCAUGUCACUCUGUAAUUGAGACAUCUCGCCGCUUUUCCCCACUUCUGACUACUUUUCCCAGCUUCAGGUUCAGAAUCUCAAGAUUUUUGCCUUUCGGAGGUUGGCAAGUCUGUCCAAGGGUGGUAACAAGUCCCCAUUUAAAAAUUCUGGAAAUUCCUGGGGGGAGGGGGGUCAUAAAAAAUCUCCCUGGAAAGGAAAAUCCUCGGGGGCGGGUGCAAAUCAAAGAGUCUUCCGUGGGGUGGAGGGGGUAUGGAUAUUUUCUGGAAUUACACAAUAAUAAUGAAAAUUAGUUAACAGCUCAUUCGUAGAAAGUGCAUUAAAACUUGAAACUCCCCCAGGAUUAAUUAUCAUGGAUAUCAGCAGAUAAACCUUAUAAUAAAUUGUAUUUGCCGUACAUGUAUACUGUAUAUUCCAUUUGUUUUCUUUUGUUGUUGUUGUUUUUAGGGGAGAAGGAGAAAGUCAUGUUGAUUUCAAAGCAAUGAUUAUCUGCCUUGCUUUACAUCUUCUGCUUCUAAUGUUUGAAAUUUUUGUGUGCAUCAACUUGGGAGGAGGACAACAGUUUCCUUGGAGGCUCAUGUUUAUGCCUUUGUAUGUUCUGUCAUCAUUGUCAAUCAUUGCUUGUAUCUGGGGAUUCAGACAUGACAGAUCAGUUGAGGUUUGUUCUUGCAACAAAAUGCCAAAGUUAUUACAUUAAAUGUGUAUUUGACUAAGUAUGUUUGGUCAAGAUGGCUUGGUAUUGGCCAAGCCAAGUUCUUUUUUUAGGCUUUUAUUGACCAAGAUGAAGUCACAGUCAAUAAAACUGCAAAAUAGAACAAUGCCAACAUCAGUGAUUUUUUUACGAAUAGUUAUGGUGAGUCCUGGAACUCAUCUUGUGAAAAAACAUGAGUCCCAGUUCAGAACCAGUGAGUCACAUUUAAAAAGAAAACACAAGAAGGCAUGCUAGGGCCUUUAUGUAACCAGUCAGUUAAUCUGGAGACAGAUGCCAAUAUACACUUAAUGUCAGUUCCCGAGGGAAACAGUUAGUUUUGUUUUCCCGAGAGUCCUGAUGUUUCCCGAGAUGAAGUCGAGGGAAACAUCAGGACUCGAGGGAAAACAAAACUAACUGUUUCCCGAGGGAACUGACAUUAAGUGUUUUGUUAUAUUCCUAGACUUUUACUUCAACAGUGACAAAGAAGUAAAGAACGAAUGGAAACAAUGUCAGUACUUCAAAGGGCACAUUUAAUUCAAAUCUGUAAAUGAAUUACUUAGCACAAAAUAUAUGAACAAGUAGUUUCUGGACUUAAAAGCUCAAUAUUGAGAUAAGCUCAAAGAGAAUCACUUGGAAUUACCUUGAUAAAAGUUUAUAGUAACAGUUGCUCCUGAAAAUGCGCCUGCGUUAAAGUUAACCGUUUCCUGGCUUUGCGAUGCGAAAUUUUGCAUCGUGAUGGGUGAUCUUGGCACUGUGUUUCCGACUAGAGGACAAUCUGCCUCUGCAGUUUGCUCUUGCCUCUCUAAACUUUCAAAACAUGCAGUACUGAGUGAAUGGGAAAUUUCCUUUUGUUUAACCUCAGAAAGGCGCCUUGAAUAAGAGCGAAUGCUGCUCUCAGACUUGUGGCCAGAAACAUGCAUUAUAUGGCGGGCCUCAAAAUUACACUCGUCUAAUAACGAUACGGCAGUUGCCCUAAUACAAUGAUUGGUGUACUGAUAAGACAAUUGUAUUUCCUUUGAAAUGGAACUCAUUAACGUAGCUAGCGUAUUUUUUCCGAGAGGAGCAUUACAAUACCAAACUUCAUCACUUUCGCUAAAACUUUCACGCACCUUCGGCCUUUGCCACAAACACGACAAACUAGGAUUAAGCUUUGAUAAAUACAGUUCAAAAGUUUUUACUGGACAGUACGGACUAUUCGGUCUUUCAUACAUACGGCCUUCACCUGGAGAAUCAUCUGGUUGAUCCUUUCCCCUGUGAUUUUUGUCCAGUUCAUCAAGUGCUUGAUAUACGUACUUCUUACCAGUUGCAUCAGCCUGCACGGCAAACGUCUGUUUUGUAAGAAGACGGAGAUUUUCUCUCCCGCGGCGAAUUAGGUGGAAGAUGAGAUUAAACCAAACCACUUGCUAGAGGGAUUUAGGAUCUGGAGAGGAUGGAUUGUACCAAGACUGAAUUUUUUCUAGAUCUUCCUUUGAUAUCGGCCUGUGGUGAUCAACUCUGCCAAAUCCUUGCCGCUUUGACUCGACAACUGCCGCCUCAUAAACUUGAUUUGAUUUGGAAAACUCGCCGUCAUUAAUGAUGUCAAAAUCUCUUUUCAGUAGAAAGUGCCUUUGCAGACCAAAUCGUAGUCCCAUCAAGGCAGUCUUUUUGUAAUUUUCUCCAUUCUUUUUCCGGGCAUUCGGCCAGAAGUUCGUUAGAAGUUCAUUCAGUUCGUUCUUCAACAUUUUCUCCAGGGACUCUGUGUUUUUCACGGGCUCUUCAGGCGUAACUUCAUUACAGAAUGCUAGAAAAGUAGCAACGGCAUUUUUAGUCGCUCUCCUUGUAUUUUCGGAAUCCUUGGCCUCAACCAGUUGCUGUAUCUCUUCAUUUGUGAGCUGUUUGAAUCGUUUUCUUACAGGUUCAGGCUCCAUAUUUUUUGUUUUGCUGCGUUCAUUCACAAAAGUUAAAAUUCCCACUUUCAAUCAUGCCACUUUGCACCAUGCUUUGAUCACGUGCUGUAAUGUAUCCCGAGCGGGGUACAUUGCGUGAUGUAUCACGAUCGGGAUACAUUUGAUUUUAGUCAAGGCCACGUGACCAGGAAUCAACCAAUGACAGCCCCUGUUUAGUUGAGUGAAAGUCUAGGAAUAUAACAAAACUCUUUAUUACAGUUUACUGAAAUUAAAAUAAAGUCCCUCUAAAUAUUUAAAGCACAAAAAAGACUAAUGUAAAUAUGCAUCUUUAAACAACAGCCACAGAAAUCACAUGAACGGGAUAUUCUACCAGAAAAUCUUCAAGUUGAUCAAUCAUUCUUUGCAUCCUACGGGAUGCAUGCCAUAAAUUAUUAAAAAUUAUUUUUUUGCCUCAUUGGGGAUUUUUAUACGUCUGGGAUGCAGGAGACAGACAGAGGUACAAAAUCAAUGCAAUAGCCAGCCAUAUUGACCAAAUAAACUUGAUCAAUAAAGCAUUUAUCAUAUGGCCAAAAUGAAGAUUGUGUUCUGUUUCCAAAAUGAUUAUGACAUCUUUUCAGGACAUAUUUCUGUUUUGUAGCAAGCAACUCCAAUAUAUACUUUAAACUGUUUUUGUUUUCUUCACUAAUGUGCUUGCCUAAUAACCACUCAGCCUUCCAUGGAAAUACCUGAGUGAAUAGUAUUGUUAUGAUUAUGAUUACUAUUGUUUUAACCGCAGCUGGAUUGGCUCAGUCGGUAGAGUGUUUGACUGUAGAGUGGGAGGUUGUGGACUCAAAAGUCCCUGAGUAUCGGUCCAGCCAGGAAUCGAACCCACAACCUUCUGCUUUAAAAAUGACUGAAAAGUGAAGGUACUUCCUUUGCCCUGCAAGCAGCUAUACCUUCACAUGGAUGACCACAUAAAAUGGCAGUCCCAUCUCCAUUUAAACUAGUGUCCCCAAUUAGUUUUUUUUUUUUCAUGUUAAAUACAGUGACACUCAAAUAAAGUGCAUUUUUUUAUUAUGAAAGAUAUUAUUCAUCGUGGUGUUUUUAUGAUAGACAUGUUUCUGUAUCUUUUGUUUCGCAAUGGUCACUUAUUCAAAUUUGGCACUAUCCCGCGGGUUACCUUUAUCCCUGCUUUUAACAACCCAAUGGGGUGGAUUUACUGAGCGAGACUAACACUGUCUUGUUCUGCUUUUGUCCACAGCUGGAGACAGUGUUUUCUGUGAAUGUUCUUCAAUUCAUUUUUCUUUCUUUAAAGUUGGAUAGAGUCAUUUACUGGUCAUGGGUGGUAAGUGCACAUGUACAGUUGAUGAACAUCUUACUCUAAAACAGUCAACUAGGCUGGGUACAUGCACUGCCUAUUUCGAACUUUACCAACCAUACAGUCAACUGUACUUUUCUUGUCAGGACUACUUAAGCCAUGCCUGCCAAGUUGUCUGUUUUCUGUUGCAUUACUGACACAUUUUUUGAGUGAGAAAAAAAAUCCUUCAGUCAUGCCAGGUCAAGUGUACCCCCAUAAAUGCUGUUAAUGAACCGAUAAUUUGAAAAAUGAAUCUGUUAGUCGAUUUAUAUUAAUUACCACAACCAGUAUCAAGUUGAAAUCUGCAUUCCUGCUUGCGUAAUGAACAGUAAAUUUUUCACGAUAACCUCUCUGUAUUCGGUCAGCUUGAAAAAUCUUUUGAUGGAUUAAAUUUCUUUGAAGACAUUUCCAUCAAAUUCAAGAAAACUGAGCUGGUAGAAAUUUCCUAACUACCUCACGUGUGAAUACCCUAGCAUGCUCAUUAUGCAUGCAGGACUGCAGAGAUGAAUCUGAAAUCUACAACUAUUAACGGAUUCAGCUUACAAAUUAUAAAUUCAUUAAUGGAAUCUUGGCGACAUACACUAGACCUGGCUUGGCUGUAAACCAAGAGCACAGAAUCCUCUAUUCUAUAAAAGCAAACAUAAUUAUAAAUAAUAUUUAAGUAUUACUUGUUUCUUUGAAUUAACAUCAAGUUUGUGUAACUUUGUUUUUUACCUAUUCAUGCCUGAAUUGCCUGUACCAACUUACACGGAUCCUUGCCCAUUGUAAUUUUUAAUGGUCGUAUACCACCUUGACACCAUCCUUGUACAGGGAACAGAGAUCAAUUCAGUCAAACAGACCACAGAAAAAAAUCCAAAGUAGCAUGUUACAGAAAGCAAAGAAAAGUCCCAAGUUGUUCCCUGAAAUAAAUUUAUUCACCAUACUAGUAUAUUAGGCAUAUUUCAGCAACCAUAUCUAAAACUGGUACAGAAAAGGGUACAAAGCCCAUCAUAUUUACAGUUAGGCUGGUGGCAGUCCUGGAACGUGUGUGUUAGACCCAAAAAAAGAGUGCAAACUACUUUUGUGAUAAUGCAUUGGAGAGAUUUAGGGUCAUGUUUAUGGCAGCCAGUAAACAUGAGGAUCAAGUUAAGAAAUUUUCGAAGUAGGAAAUGAGCAGAUACAAACAGCUCAAAACAAUUCUUAUGGAUAGAACUGGUGUGAAUCUACCAAUUUCUGUGUAGUCAUAAUGAACAAUAAAGGGAAAACUUGGUCAUGUGCUACAAACUCACGUCUGCUGUUUGCUGUAAACAUGACUCUAAAUCUCUCUAUUUUUAACUUAUCUUUCUGCAGGUGGUUUUUGUACCAAUGUGGAUUGUUCUCUCCUUGCUUUGCUUGCUAGUAUUAUACUACAUUAUUUGGUCCAUUAUAUUUGUACGGACAGCAGAAGUUCUUCCAGCACAACGCAGAGGACAUGUCAUGGUAGCAGUAGCUUCAGUUCUUCUUGUCAUUCCUCUGCUCACAUUUCAGGUGAUUUAAUUUUUGUCAUCAGCAGGCAAACCUCCAUGUGUGACCACCUCUUGUAAGCUACCACAUACCAUGAGCCAAAACACCUAUUACCAGUAGCCAAAACCGAAAACACCAAAAUUUUCCCAGUGAAAUCAAGCUACAGUUAAAACUUUCAUAAACAGCCACCUCUCAUAAAGUGACCACGACCACUUUUUUUGGAUAAUGGCUUCAGAAUUUUUCAUUGUUUUUAUCCUCCUGUAAGUGAUCUCUUAUAUUAAAGGCAUGGCUUGAUCUCCUAUUGUUAUAUGUGUUAGUCACUACUAAGAAAGUAGAGUAGGGGCAACAUGAAACUGCAUACAAUAAUUAUAUCAUGACUUAGAAAAUGCAUGUAAUGAACUCUCUCCCAAAAUGUAGAUGUGUCCAGGUCUCUUCUAGGAAGAGACGACCUGUGGGUCAAUUCUCAUAAGCGAUCACUGAACCUUCGCAUUUUGGGUGGUCGCUGUAUUAUUUUUCAUUUUACUCAUCUAAACCAAAGGGUGCCUAGGCUGUUGAACAAUCUAUAGCCUCUUUGUUGCCAAAUGUAAGCCUUUUAUGGAACUUAACCACUGGGAUAAAUUGAAUAAAACUUGUACAAACUUGUAUAUAACAAGUGUAGCUAUUGUCUUUGAAAUCUAAAACAUGAGUUAUACUUGUAAAAGUUUUAUUGAGGUUGGUCCCUUGUCUUAAUGGCAAGUGAAGAAUGACAAAUGUCUAGUCUUGGAGCUGCAUUAUUGCCAGUUUUCCUCCUCUAGUUUACUCCAUUUUAAUAGGAAAAGACUAGCUAGCUCUAAGUUGCUUGAUGUCAGGAAUUCUGUUUGUCCUGUUGCCUUUCCUCCUCCCACUGUAAAAACAGGAAGGAGAGAAACCCCUGAAAAAAUGGUUGGAAAUCAUAACAAAACAUAGAAUUCUAACUGUUCAACGUUUCCAGAAAAUCUGGUUGGAAAGCAGAUGGUACCUGACUUUUUUAUUCAUUCCAGAGGAAAGUUUUUCAGUAGCAACAGAACAUGUAAAAUUAAGAUAGUCCUGUUUUUCCAGACAGAAUGUUCCAGAUGAAAAUUCAAGUUCCAUUUCUUCAAGCCAUCUUUGAUACUAGUUUCAGGCUUUUGCAGUGGUUUUUCGGUUUUAAAAUGGAACUGAUUUGUGCAAUUUUGGUAAAUGCAAUUCUGAAACGAAAUUUACCAGAGUCCUGAAUUUUACUGACCAUUUACCCAAUCCAUGAGAAAACUUGUUUGCCCAUGUACACUGUAUUGUAAACAACCAGAGUUUUCUAGUAAUGACAGAUUACUGUUUUGUUUACAGAUUAUCCUUUGUAACAGACUUGAUGGCAUUACACAGUACAAGUUUGUAGGAGUUGUAGCACCUCUUCAGAUAUCCCUGCUUAGUUUACUUGCAACAUCUUUCUACCACAAAGGUGGCAACCACUGUAAGUUUGCCAUAAUAUUUUGUUUUAGUUGAUAGGCAGAAUAAGAUGUGUAUCAGAGCUGUCAUUAAGGGCCACUAACACCUGUUAUGGCUGAGCUCACUUGUUGUUACAGGUGAUCAAUUAAGUAAAAAGCAAAAGGUGGCAGUGUAAAUUUUCGUGAGAUGUUUUCAGGGUGAAUCUUCGUUUGCUACAGCUGCUUCAAAACUUGAUUACAGCCCUGUCUAUAAAAUUCCCAGUUACUAUUUUUUCUGGUAUUCUUUCUUAUUUUAAGAGGCCAGGUUCCAAUUGAGGGGGGGGUGGGUAUGCUGUCACUUUGCUGGUCAUUUCUAAGACUGCCUGUCACCUGGUAGGUUAGAGACAAUGUCGCUGUUGCAUUUUGGCUUGGACGAAAAUGUGGCUGUCGGUAAUAAGCACAAAUUUUUGUGAUACUCAAUUAAUUGGAAUUUAUGGCAGAUAUAGCACUUGGAAAGAAUUGAUUUCUAUCAAACUUUCUCCCCUUAAGGGACUGUUCUUGAACAAUACCAUAGUUAGAAAACACUCCAAAGAAGAUAAUGAAAUGUUUGGAAAUAACAGAAGAGAGUUUGUUAUUUUGCUCGUUAAACAGCCAAAAUGCAAAAAAUGAAUUGUCUCUGUCACAUUUCUUUCUUCCUUUUCUGUCGAUUUGUUAGUGCUUUCUGAGAGGAUUGUUGACAGUUUUCAGGGCCAUGUUACCUGUUGCUUCUACCCCUUGAAAGGCCUCACUUCAAAGCUUAGGCAUUUUUUUUUAAUUUGAUGACUAAACUGCACUAGGAUAUAUAUAUUAUUCUCCAAAGGUCAUGGACUAAAUUGCAACACAUUAAUGUUUUAAAAUACAACAUUUAUGUGGAGAGGUAGUGGGAAAUGUACCAAUAAAAACUUCUACAUUAUUUGGUAUUAUCCAUAUUAACACAAUUCAUUUUUUUAAUAUACAAAAAUGUUCCAGCUCUUGAAAGUUCAAUAUGCAUCUUGCAAUAGGGAGCUUUAUAAGCAAAAAGGACAGUGACGGCAGUGAGAAUGGCAAAAAAAAGCAAUGUUCAGGUUUAAAGUUUAACAACAACUUUUCUUCACCAAAAGAAAAAACAAUUAACAAACAAACAUCAAGAAUUUUUUUUUUUGACAGCUUGGCCAAAAGAAAAACAAACAAACAAAGCAGAAAAACAAGAAUGUUUUACCUUUCUGGGACACCACAACAGCCAACAUUUUGCCUUAAUUACAGCAUACAUUUCUUUGCCAUUGCUGCACAUUGUGAAAUGUCCUUGCUAGUUUUACUCAGUUUUACUCACUCAAAGUUUAUCUUUUCACAGGGUGGUUCGGAAUAAGAAAGGACUUUUGUGAUUUUCUCCUUGGAACAUGUCCCUUUCUACAAGAGUAUGGCAACAUUUCAUGUAAAUUUUCAGAAAGUAUCUUCUUAAGGCCACCUCCUGAGGAAACAGCAGUUGAACCACAGCGCAAGCCUGUAAUGCAUGAGUACCCAGCCAAAUGUGUUGUGCCAGUGGUGUCUAUUGAAAUGCCUGACUAGUGGAAGAAAAUACCGUCAUUAAACAUAUUGUGAAAGAACAGUACAUGUACCCUGUUUUGGAUACAUGAAAUUGGCAACAAAAAAACUGACAGAUCUAUACAGAACAAUGGAGACGUGACUCUAUGAACUAUGUGCAGCUUUCCGUCAUACUUAGAACGGAGUUUGGCAAUCCAUCAUCCAGUCAAAGUUUUACAUAACGGAAGAGGCCCUCAAAAGAUUAAGCAAGAAAGAAACUUUGCAAAGGAGAAAGGUGAUUUGAUUCACACUUCCUCUUGUGAUUGGAGAAGGAGUGAAGGACUAUAUAUGGUCCAAUGCAUAGGAGGAGUUCAGUUGCUCAAAAAACUUCAUCUUUUCAACUUAAAGUUCACUGCUUUUUAACCAGGGGUCAAUUAAAUAAACUUUUACAAGUGUAAGUUACAAGUUCAGAUAAUUCUAAAACAAUGGCCAGUGCUCUUGUAGAUUACGGUGUACACUUCUAAAGGUUUCAUUAAUUGACCCCAGUAUGAUAAAACCAUGAAGGAUGUGAUUAACUCUGACCCAAGAACUCAGGGCACCCUCUAAAGUAAGAACUGACGGAUCAGAAAAUGAAAUUGGUUUUUCUACAGAGUUUUCUCUAGAAAACCUAUCACUGCUGUUCCAACUAAUGGUCAGUACUAUCAGUGAAGGUGUUCUGCAUUAUUAUUGUUCAUCCUUCUAAAGAAGCAUUGACCUGCUAGACACUUGUGAUUUAUAUUUUGCACAAGUUAAAGGAACAGUCAAUUCACAUGAGAAUUAGUAAUUUGUAAAUCUGUGAUUGAAGCAAACCACAUAAGUAGGACUAAUUUCUUUUAGGCUUGCUUCACUUAGUUGCCAACUCAUUCUUGUAGCUCUGUUACAAACAAGGUGUUUCUUAUAAAAGUGGGGUAUUUAUACAAGUUUUGUCUUGACAGGAUAGCAACAUAUUUAUUGGGAAAAAAGUGUACA
This is a messenger RNA of Porites lobata, 10360 nucleotides long. The record is from the annotation of a GenBank genome assembly. Lineage: Eukaryota; Metazoa; Cnidaria; Anthozoa; Scleractinia; Poritidae.